GCCGUUCGGUAGUGGUCGGGGCUUCCUCGCCGCGGCCCGGCUGCCACAGCUGUCUGCCCUCGUCAGCCCCCCGCUCCCUCCAUCCCCUGGCGUGGGGCGCGGUAAAUACCGCACACCCGAGUCACGGCUAAGAAUAAACUGUGGCACAACAGCAGCCUCUCCCAACCUGAAUCCGCCUGGCUCUGCUUUGGGAAGAUGACCCAGCUCGUGACUUCAUGCUAGAUGCUCUAUAUAAGCCGAGGAAAAAAACAGGCGUCGGCAGAGCCUUCAAUCGAAGCCGGCAAACGACCUCGGGAGGGAUUCCAGCCGAGUGAGCACCGCAGUUAUGUCACAGCCAGCCCCUGUGAAAAAGAAGCGUCCUCCAGUGAAGGAAGAAGACCUCAAAGGAGCCAGAGGAAACCUUUCCAAAAACCAGGAAAUUAAAUCCAAAACCUACCAAGUGAUGAAGCAGUGUGAGCAAAUGGGCUCUGCAGCACCCUCCGUGUUCAGCAGGGCCCGGACAGGGGGUGAAACAGUCUUUGAGAAGCCGAAAGAAGAGCCAGCCAAAAGCGUCUUCGGCUGACGGCGGAGCUGGAUGUGUCCCACCCACGACUGCUGUCGAACUUCCCUGCAUUUCUGCCCUUGCACUAAAGUCACUCUAGACCCGAGUAGUUAAUUUACACUGUAAGUCAUUAUAGUGGGCAAUAGGCUCAUGUCGAAGGGUACAACUUACGUCUUGAUUUCUACUGUGUGCCUUCUUUCUAUGUCUUGAAAGGAGUUUGUUACAAAGGUUUAAUAAAAAAAAACGUUUGUUGGA
Pogoniulus pusillus (Red-fronted tinkerbird) is the source of this 796-nucleotide messenger RNA. It is a transcript of the gene MUSTN1, whose product is annotated as musculoskeletal, embryonic nuclear protein 1. The coding region runs from base 326 to 562 and encodes 78 amino acids. The transcript is spliced from 3 exons. Gene Ontology annotation, cellular component: nucleus. NCBI's taxonomy places the organism in Eukaryota, Metazoa, Chordata, Aves, Piciformes, Lybiidae. The record is from RefSeq and is a predicted model, not a curated record. Gene Ontology annotation, biological process: tissue regeneration; chondrocyte differentiation; chondrocyte proliferation.